AAGUUCUAACGUCUUAUUGAAGGGCAAUGUUGGCAAUGUUCACUCCAGCUACUCUUCAUAAGCUUCAUAACGUGUAAUCGUGUAAUCCAGUAAGCGCUGUGGCUCUUGUGUUUGGGUCGGCCGUCAUCCACGUGUUCGGCUGGUUCGGCCGGAUUUGUGGAAAACCAACCAACCGCCACAACCAACGAAGUUCGAAAGUUGCAGGUCGAAAGUUGCAGUGUUACAAAGACUUGUUUUUUAACAACUCACGUUAGAGUAAACGGCAGUCAUGUCGGGCUUACCAGCUGACUAUGUUGACUUCGAUUCGUCGGGUUCUGAGAUGGACGAAAUUGUUUUCGCCGACGACGAUUUCCACUUAAACAACAGCAAAGCAAAGACACGGACUUCGCCGACUAAAGCUCUUUCUGCGGAGCAGUGGCAGCUCCCGUCGGCAGAAACAGCUACGCUGGACCACGACUACACCGCUUACGGAGUACAUGAACAUCCUGAGGAUGUCGGUAUUCGGGUGCCUGCGGAAUUGCAGGAAGAUUUUCGGGUGGCUGUUUCGCGAGGCAAUGUGUCCAUGGUCCGGGAUUUGCUCGAUCAAGGUGUCGCAGUUCAAAUGCCUUCUCGGGGCAACUGGUCAGCUCUCGUGCAAGCCUGCAGUGAUGGAUGCCUCGAAAUGGUUCAACUUUUGUUGGACCACGGAAUGGAUCCAAACGGACAGGAGGCUUUUCUGACACCUCUGAUGGCUGUCUGCGGCUCUCAGAAGCAAACGGAGGAGACGUUGGAGAGCUGUGCAGUGGCACUAUUGAAGCAUGGGGCAGACCCCAAUUUAGCCGAGAGUAAGGGCCAGGCAACACCGUUGAUGGUGGCCGCUCGUGAGGGCCACUGUCGUCUGCUACAGCUGCUGCUGAGUCACGGUGCGGACGUCAGUCGUCAAGACAGCCGGGGCUGGUGCGCCGUCAGUUGGGCCGCCUACGCCGGCCAGGGGAGAUCAGCUCGCACCCUCCUCCACCUGGCACGACCAGAUCCACUGUCCCUGAUCACCCUGGACGGGCAGAUGCCCUCAGACCUGGCCAUUGGUCAGGGGUGCCACACGCUCGGCCAAACACUCCUCAAGUAUGAGACAGAGUACCAGCAAGGAGACGGAAAUGUUGUUCCAGACGAUGAGAUCGCUGCCGGUAUGCCCUCUCCGAGGGGCUUCAAAGAUGCCUUCGGAGACGUUUCUCUGAUGCUUGCGGCCAUGGGGGCCGAGCACCUCUUGCCGACGUUCGAGAGCCACGGAGUCGGCUUUCGGGAGAUGCUGACGCUCGAUGAUGCGGCGCUGUCAAAGAUGGGGGUGGAGUCUGCCAGCGAGAGAACCAAGCUCCUGGAAGGCAUCCAAUCGACUCGGCGCUUCCAGGUGCACAGCCACGUACCCUGCACCGGUAUGGACUUGACACUGGAGUCAUUUCUGUCCGCGCUGGACCUGAGCGACUUGGCGGACACUCUGCACGAACACGGGGUGUCCACCUUGGAUGCCCUUCUGCGGCUAGACGACGCGGGCUUGGAGAAGGCGGGCGUCGCACAGGUCGGUCUGCGAGGCCGGCUGGGGGCGGCCAUUCAGAGGGCCCACCAGAUGCCCUGGCACAAGAGCAGCGUGGUGGACCUGCGGUCCUCCAACCCCAUCUCGUGCCCUGCCGCAGUUUCCCUGGUGUCCAACGUGAGCCAGCACCUGGUGCACCUGGAGGGGUCUCUGUGCCACCUGUGGCGCCACCUGCGCCAGCGGCCUCAGGACCUGCAGCUGGGCAGGGACCUGUGCAGUGUGCGGCACCUCAGGGACGAGCUGGAGACCUGCUCCCAGGCGCUGGCAAAGGUCAAGGCGCAGAUGGGGCAGCUGGACGCCUUGGCUGCACAGGUGGAAGGGUGUCCACAGUACCAACAACAGUGGCCUCCUCUCCCUGGUGUCAAGACAAAACGACAGGCUCCCUGGCUCCCUCUGCUCCUGCUCGCCGCCACUUGGUGGGCCUGCAAGUCAUCCGGUCUUUUCGGUCGCCUUCCGCAGCCGCCGUACUGGUCUUGGCGCAGUCCCGCAUGACCUGUCCAGCCAGUUUCUGUGGUGCACGCGAUAGAACUAGCGGCUACCGCAUCAGCGUGCAUUUCCGAGUGCCUCGAGAAGAAGACCUUGAUCGUGCGGUUGAUGGCACGGACGGCGUGGCAGGAGCACCUCGGAUUGGCUCGCAUCGUGCAGUCGACGGCGCAUCUUGGCUGGGAGACUUUUGGAUGGGGCUGGGUGGAGGCGGCACCCGUGGCUCGUCCCUCUGCUGCUGUUGGUUGUUGUGCUCUCUGCGGUUCCGUAGUUCUGCCAGGAAUUCGGGUCUCUUCCAGUGUGGGAUAGGAACGGCGUCGAUCUGACUACCUCCACCCGUAUUGUAGUUGGGCCGGUUCUUUGGCUGUUCGUUUGGCUGGACAUACAUUGCACGGUGCGACCUGCAAGUAGAGUGCAGACGACAUACGGCAGCCAUUUGGCUAGGUCUACACUGGAGAAUGGUGGUUCCAGAUGCUCGGCCAGCAAUAAAAUAAAGCAAAGUUUGUGUA
Molecule: messenger RNA, 2559 nt
Organism: Ixodes scapularis (black-legged tick)
Lineage: Eukaryota; Metazoa; Arthropoda; Arachnida; Ixodida; Ixodidae
Product: ankyrin repeat, SAM and basic leucine zipper domain-containing protein 1
Exons: 11
Coding region: 269-2059 (596 amino acids)
Molecular function (GO): protein binding
Source: RefSeq, a predicted model, not a curated record